Molecule: messenger RNA, 1474 nt
Organism: Prunus dulcis (almond)
Lineage: Eukaryota; Viridiplantae; Streptophyta; Magnoliopsida; Rosales; Rosaceae
Product: guanylate kinase 2, chloroplastic/mitochondrial
Exons: 2
Coding region: 138-1190 (350 amino acids)
Biological process (GO): purine nucleotide metabolic process
Cellular component (GO): cytosol
Molecular function (GO): GMP kinase activity
Source: RefSeq, a predicted model, not a curated record
ACCACCUAAGUCUUAAUAAUACCGACAGUUCAGAUUCUUGGGCUUUAUAUCAGUGUUUGAAAUUGAAUCCCAAUUUCAACGAGUUCACCAAAAAACACUUGCGACCAAAAAAACAAAAACUCCAUCAUCAUGGAAGAAUGCAAACCCUGUCACAUACUGUUAGGCUCUAUCCAAGAAAGGAGAAAACAUUAGCGAAAACCCACACCCCAUCUAUAACCACGGAGCUGAGAUUCCAUGUCCUGCUUCCCCAACCUCAUAUAGUGCACCCUCCCCUUUCUCUUUCUCUCUCCCUCUCAAUGUUUCGUAGAUUCCUCACCACCUCUCUCUCGCGCACCAAUCCUCCCCUCCUCCUCAACCCAAAACCACUCAACCCUAAAAUCUUCACAACCCCCAAUUCCCUCAUCCAAACACGCCCCAACCCGAAACUCAUUCUCCAAUUUUCUUCAAACCCACGAUUCUUCUCCCAAAUGAGCGAUGCUCGACGACCCGGUUCGGUUCCCAUACCCAACAUCGAAAAAGCCGACCGCUCCGAGCUUCUUCGUGCUCUUGAGGCCUCUCUUGGCUCAGCUUUCAGCCCUGAGCCACUCUGGCCCAAUCCCAGUCCUCUGGUUAUUGUCAUAAGCGGUCCAAGCGGUGUGGGCAAGGACGCUGUGAUAAGAAAGCUCAAGGAUUUGAACGAAAACUUGCAUUUUGUGGUCACGGCGACCAGCCGGGAAAUACGGCCCGGUGAAGUUCAUGGUAAAGAUUAUUACUUUGUGAGCAAAGAGGAGUUUCUUACAAUGGUUGAGAGAAAUGAGCUUUUGGAAUAUGCAUUGGUGUAUGGAGACUAUAAGGGUAUACCAAAACAGCAGAUAAGGGAUUAUAUGGGAAAAGGAUAUGACAUAGUUUUGAGAGUUGACAUUCAGGGUGCUCAAACUUUGAGGAGGAUUCUUGGGAAUUCGGCUGUUUUUAUCUUUUUGAUGGCAGAGAGUGAAGCCAAGCUUGUGGAGAGGUUGAUUGAUAGGAAAACUGAGACUAAGGAGUCUCUUCUUGUUAGAAUUGCCACUGCCAGGGAGGAGGUGAAGCAUGUUAACAAUUUUGACUAUGUUGUGGUCAAUGCAGAAGGGAGGUUAGACAAUGCUGUUAAGUUGGUCGAGUCCAUUAUCGACGCAGAGAAAGCUAAGGUCCGGCAGAGGCAUUCUGUGAUAUAGCUUUGGCGGUAAUUGAGUUGCUUUUGUAGCUCGUCUCUUGUCUGAGUUUUCUGGUGGAGGGCAUGGAAGCAUAAUCAAGUGUUGCCUGCUUCAAAAUUUUCUGCAAGUCCUACAGUCAAGAGAUUUAGUGGAACUCCGAGGACGAAUUUUUCUUGGUGUAUUCUGAAUUUAUGCUACAAAAGCUUUGAGAUGAAAUUCUUUAUUUUUUAAUGACAGAUAUUAAUUGAAUUAUAUGUUAAUACAUUGGUAGUCGGUAUGAAUGGAAGAUUCAUUUUGUGGGUUUA